Camelina sativa (false flax) is the source of this 2098-nucleotide messenger RNA. Its product is annotated as sugar transporter ERD6-like 6. Gene Ontology annotation, cellular component: membrane; plant-type vacuole. The record is from RefSeq and is a predicted model, not a curated record. Gene Ontology annotation, biological process: carbohydrate transport; transmembrane transport. Gene Ontology annotation, molecular function: sugar transmembrane transporter activity. NCBI's taxonomy places the organism in Eukaryota, Viridiplantae, Streptophyta, Magnoliopsida, Brassicales, Brassicaceae.
GAAAGAGAUGAGGCUGCUGCUAACUGUGAUCUAAAAAAAAAAUCUGUCUGAAGCAGUCUUCUUUCUUGUUCUCUCCUCCAGCAAUUAAACACUACAUUACAGCCUUUUAUAGACUCUAGAAUUUUUUUGGGUUUUCUUAAAUCCGUUCUUAUCCAAGUCUCGUCAUCAAUUCCUUAGAUCUUCCAAAUCGACAAAGAAAGUCCAAAGACGGCUUUUUUUUUUCUUUUUUUUUUUUUUUAAUUUGGCAUUUCUCUGGUUUAGAAAUCUUGCAUUGGACCUCUUCAGAGGGGCGACGGACGAAAGCUUGAAGCUUUUUUGAGAUAUAAGAAAGAUUUUGAUUAGAUUAGGGGGAUUUGUAGAACAGGAUCAAAAAGGAUGAGUUUCAGGGAUGAUACGGAAGAGGGUAGGAAUGAUCUGCGGCGGCCGUUCAUACACACAGGAAGCUGGUACAGGAUGGGUUCGAGACAAUCUAGUAUGAUGGGUUCCUCUCAAGUUAUUCGUGACAGCUCCAUCUCUGUUCUUGCAUGUGUUUUGAUCGUUGCUCUUGGUCCUAUUCAAUUUGGAUUCACUUGUGGUUAUUCAUCUCCAACUCAAGCUGCAAUCACCAAGGAUCUUGGUUUAACGGUGUCUGAGUACUCUGUGUUUGGUUCUUUGUCCAAUGUGGGUGCUAUGGUUGGUGCAAUUGCCAGUGGUCAGAUCGCUGAAUACAUUGGACGAAAAGGGUCUCUGAUGAUUGCUGCAAUUCCCAAUAUUAUUGGAUGGCUUUGCAUAUCAUUUGCAAAAGAUACUUCUUUUCUUUACAUGGGAAGACUUUUAGAAGGCUUUGGCGUUGGAAUCAUCUCUUACACUGUACCUGUAUAUAUCGCUGAGAUAGCUCCACAGAACAUGAGAGGAGGGUUGGGUUCUGUUAACCAGCUUUCUGUGACAAUUGGAAUAAUGUUAGCCUAUUUACUUGGCCUCUUUGUUCCAUGGAGAAUUCUUGCAGUUUUGGGGAUAUUACCGUGCACUGUACUGAUACCAGGUCUCUUUUUCAUCCCUGAAUCCCCUCGCUGGCUGGCAAAAAUGGGUAUGACAGAUGAUUUUGAAACUUCAUUACAAGUUCUUCGAGGAUUCGAGACUGAUAUAACCGUUGAGGUUAAUGAAAUCAAGAGAUCUGUGGCGUCAUCUACAAAGCGAAAUACAGUUCGGUUUGUGGAUCUCAAGCGCAGGAGAUAUUAUUUCCCACUUUUGGUUGGUAUAGGGUUGCUUGUACUUCAACAACUCGGUGGAAUUAAUGGUGUCCUAUUCUAUUCCAGUACAAUAUUUGAAUCUGCAGGAGUUACAUCGAGUAAUGCAGCAACAUUUGGGGUCGGUGCUAUCCAGGUAGUGGCGACUGCAAUAUCAACAUGGUUGGUGGACAAAGCAGGUCGUCGGCUUCUGCUUACCAUCUCAUCGAUUGGGAUGACGAUUAGCCUUGCAAUUGUUGCAGCUGCUUUCUACGCAAAGGAAUUUGUGUCUCCUGAUUCAGACAUGUACAGUUGGCUGAGCAUCCUGUCAGUAGUUGGAGUCGUGGCAAUGGUAGUUGCUUUCUCAUUGGGAAUGGGACCAAUUCCGUGGCUUAUUAUGUCUGAGAUCCUUCCUGUAAACAUAAAGGGUUUAGCUGGAAGUAUUGCAACUCUAGCCAAUUGGUUCUUUUCUUGGUUGAUUACCAUGACUGCAAACUUGCUCUUAGCCUGGAGCAGUGGAGGAACUUUCACUCUCUACGGGUUGGUUUGUGCAUUCACAGUGGUGUUCGUGACUCUAUGGGUUCCUGAGACCAAAGGCAAAACGCUUGAAGAACUUCAAGCCUUGUUCAGAUAGGCAAAUUCAAACAAGUUAUUCUUUGUCUCCCUCCUUCUCUGUUUUGGUCAAGAACAAGAAACAAAGAAAAUGUCGAGAUUCUCCGGCUGUAUUUAUUGGGCUGAGGACGUUUCUGAGAUUUGUUUGUUUGUUGUGUGUCAAUAAUCCACAUUACCUUCUAUCACAUGUAUAUCAAACACACCCUUCAAGUAUUUGUAAUUUUGUUGAACUCUUCUCACAGAGUAAAGACUGCAAUCAGAGAGAAUUCUACUUAACAGCA